Molecule: messenger RNA, 573 nt
Organism: Arvicola amphibius (Eurasian water vole)
Lineage: Eukaryota; Metazoa; Chordata; Mammalia; Rodentia; Cricetidae
Gene: Gpx2
Product: glutathione peroxidase 2
Exons: 2
Biological process (GO): response to oxidative stress
Molecular function (GO): glutathione peroxidase activity
Source: RefSeq, a predicted model, not a curated record
AUGGCUUACAUCGCCAAGUCUUUCUAUGAUCUCGGUGCCAUCAGCCUGGAUGGGGAGAAGAUAGAUUUUAACACGUUCCGAGGCAGGGCGGUGCUAAUUGAGAAUGUCGCCUCACUCUGAGGAACAACCACCCGAGACUUCACCCAGCUCAACGAACUGCAGUGUCGCUUUCCCAGGCGCCUGGUGGUUCUCGGCUUCCCCUGCAACCAAUUCGGACAUCAGGAGAACUGUCAGAACGAGGAGAUCCUGAACAGCCUCAAGUAUGUCCGCCCCGGGGGUGGGUACCAGCCCACCUUCAGGCUUACCCAAAAGUGUGAGGUCAACGGGCAGAACGAGCAUCCAGUCUUUGCCUACCUGAAAGACAAGCUGCCCUACCCUUAUGAUGACCCGUUCUCCCUCAUGACCGAUCCCAAGCUCAUCAUGUGGAGUCCGGUGCGCCGCUCAGAUGUGGCCUGGAACUUUGAGAAGUUCCUCAUAGGUCCAGAAGGGGAGCCAUUCCGUCGCUAUAGCCGCACCUUCCAAACCAUCAACAUAGAGCCAGACAUCAAACGGCUCCUCAAAGUAGCCAUCUAG